AUGCACAUGGGCAACGAUGUAGGGCAGGUGCAAUCGUCGGGCGCAGCGUUGGCGACGAGUGCUGGUGGUGAUGAGGGAAUCCGGGAUGAUGUCGUUGCUUGGCGGCAACAAGGCAGGUGUGGAUCGCGAAUCAAGGCUGGUAGGGCCGAAUGGGGGGCUCAGAUCAGGCUUCAGGCGCAGCUGUCAGUCAUCUCAGCCCAGCACUUCAUUCACUACAUGUACUUCACACUGUACGGCCACUUUGCGCGAUAG
This is a messenger RNA of Pyrenophora tritici-repentis Pt-1C-BFP, 252 nucleotides long. The record is from RefSeq and is a predicted model, not a curated record. NCBI's taxonomy places the organism in Eukaryota, Fungi, Ascomycota, Dothideomycetes, Pleosporales, Pleosporaceae.